AUGUUCUCCCUUACUAGCUACGGCACUGGCGACUGGCUGACGGCCAUUCCCAUAGCGACAACACGGCAUAUUGGUCCAGUUCACUUCGCGAACGCGGUGCGCUUCAGACUAGGCCUCCCUUUCUCAACGCCCAAAAACUGCGACUGCACACAGCAUACUGCCAUCCCCAACCCACGUCUUCCCAAUCACUUGUUCGGAUGCGGGACAGGCAAGCAUCGCAUCAAAACUCACAAUGAGCUCCGCGAUGCAUACAUCAGGAUGGCUGAGGACGUGGGGUUCAUUGUGCAUGGGGAGACAGCGGAACAUUGCCCGGUUGACGAACAAACUGCUGAUUUUACCAUGAGGGACAGGAGCAGCGGCGCGGUGUACGUGUGUGACGUCACCAUUACCGAUCCCAUCAGCACCAGGGACCCGGAGGCGCUAAUGGAAGGGGAUGGGCUGCUCGGGAGCAGGCUGACAAGAAGAUCAAGCACUACUCUUAUCUCCCCGAUACGUAGUUUGUUGCUUGUACCUUGCCUAUUAAUACAAGGACCAUUAGAGAGAGAGAGAGAGAGAGAGAGAGAGAGAGAGAGAGAGAGAGAGAGAGAGAGAGAGAGAGAGAGAGAGAGAGAGAGAGAGAGAGAGAGAGAGAGAGAGAGCGAGAGAGCGAGAGAGAGAGAGAGAGAGAGAGAGAGAGAGAGAGAGAGAGAGAGUGAGGGAGAGGGAGAGAGAGGGGAGAGAGAGAGAGAGAGAGAGAGAGAGAAAGAGAGAGAGAGAGAAGGGAGAAUGUGGAGAGGAGAAGGACUAGAGGAUGGAUGGUACAAGGAGAUACAGAAGGCGUAG
Molecule: messenger RNA, 822 nt
Organism: Closterium sp. Yama58-4
Lineage: Eukaryota; Viridiplantae; Streptophyta; Zygnematophyceae; Desmidiales; Closteriaceae
Source: the annotation of a GenBank genome assembly